GCCGCAGCGCGCAACGCGUCUCACGCAUCGCUCAGUGUUUUGGAGAAGAACGGAAGAUGGCGACCUCAAACAAUCCGCGCAAAUUCAGCGAGAAAAUCGCCCUGCACAACCAGAAGCAGGCGGAGGAGACCGCGGCGUUUGAGGAGGUCAUGAAGGACCUGAGCAUCACUCGGGCUGCACGGCUGCAGUUGCAGAAGACGCAGUAUUUGCAACUAGGCCAGAAUCGAGCUCAGUGCUAUGGAGGGUCACUGCCCAAUGUCAAUCAGAUUGGAAAUAGCAACACUGACCUCCCUUUUCAGACAACAGUUUUGGACACCAGUCGGACAACCCGACAUCAUGGCCUGGUGGACCGUGUGUAUCGCGACAGAAAUCGCAUCGCUUCUCCGCAUUGCAGACCUCUCUCUGUGGACAAGCACGGACGUCAGAUUGACAGCUGUCCAUACAGCUCGGUGUAUCUGUCACCACCACUCGACACAAGCUGGAGGAGGACUAACUCUGACUCAGCUCUACACCAGAGUGCUGUGACUCCAUCUCCACAGGACACUUUUGUCGGUGGAUCUCAGGAACUGCAGUUAAAAGGAGUUCAAACAUGUACGAAUUUAGGAGUACUGUUGCUCACCCCUCCAGACACAGAGGACACAGAAACAGAGAUGGAGAAAGAUGAACCAAAAGCAUCUCUUCACUCAGAGUCACAUGAUGUGCCAGGAAUUAACAUAUUUCCAUCUCCCGAUCAAGAAAUGAACACCUCUCUGAUGCCAGCGGCUAACAGCACGGGCGGUUCUUUACCCGAUCUGACAAACAUCCAGUUUCCGCCUCCUCUUCCCACCCCGCUGGAUCCAGAUGAUCCCAUAACCUUCCCCACAUCCAGCCCCAGCAGUACCAGUAACCUGACAACCAACCUAACGCACCUUGGCAUCAGUGCCGCCAGUCACAUUCCUCCCAACCCUCCUGCCCAACACAGUGGCCCCUCGCCCAAUAUCAACCCGCAGCAGCCCGCCCCCACCAUAUCACAUGUGGUUUCAUCUCAAAUACCUAUCGCACAGCCGAUCACGAUGGACAGCCUGACGCUGGAGCAGCAGUUAUCUCAAUACUCACUGCUGAGUUUACUGAAUGAUCUGCAGAAACAGCCACACACGCUCCCUCAGAACAUCCGUCUCAUUCGACUCCCGCCUCUCACUGUAAGCUCCACCCCCAGCACCGUCCAAAUCUCUCUACCCAGCCAAUCACAGACGGUCACCAGCGGAACUACCAACUCGCACCGCAAUUCAGCCAAUCAGUCACCAACAUCUCCAGUGUCCAAUCAGGGCUUCUCACCUGGAGGCUCACCACAACACAUUCCGGUGGUUGGCAGCAUCUUUGGAGACUCGUUCUAUGAACAGCAGCUUUCAUCCAGACAGACCACUGCCCUCUCUAACCAGUUGGAGCAGUUCAAUAUGAAUAUGUUGGAGAAUCCGGGCAGCUCCAGUCACUGUUCAACGCUGAACUACACGCAGGCAGCCAUGAUGGGUUUAACUGGGAGCCACAGUAACCAGCUGGACUCACAGCAGCUGAGCUACAGUAACCAUGGCAACAUUCCCAACAUCAUUCUCACAGUGACGGGAGAAUCUCCGCCAAGUCUCUCCAAGGACCUCACCAGCACAUUGGCCAGCGUUGGUGAUGUCAGCUUUGACUCUCAGUUUCCAUUGGACGAGUUAAAGAUCGACCCCCUGACACUGGACGGACUUCAUAUGCUCAACGACCCGGACAUGGUUCUCGCCGACCCGGCCACCGAGGAUACGUUCCGCAUGGAUCGACUGUGAAUCUGUGAAUGCCAUUUUAAGCGAGACGUUCAGUUGCAUGGCCUCUCUGUUCACCAUCUGGUCAGUGGCCGUCCCCCCAACCACCCACAUAACAGCAUGCUGCCGAAACGCUUGUGACCGGAGGCUUGUGAUGGGGGUUCGGGGGGGUGAGUGGAGGUGGAAUUGCUGUAUCCACACUGGAUGGUUUCCAAUGCGCAAUACUGUCCACCAUCCACUCUCAUUUUUUGAUUUUGUUGUCGCCAACCUGUAGUUUCUGUUCGACUGUUUUUUUGUUUGUUUGUUUGUUGUUUUUUCUGGUUUACUGUCCAUUAUUGUCUUGAUCCUGGAAGCACGUCUACCGUUGUUUUGUUUUACUAUAAUCAUUUUCGUUAUCGUUUUCGUUUCUACCGGAUACCUGUUUUUUAACGUUUACAUUAUUCUGUCCUUUAAUAACUGUGUAUGUAAUUGUGUUCAUUUAUUGGACAUUUAUUUACGAUCUGUAUUUAUUAUAAUUAUUUUCAUCACAUGCAUUAUUUAUUCAUGUUUAUGUAACGAUAAGGAGCACUACUCCCCCUGUGGUUUAAGUAUUUAAGGGAGGUUGCUCAAUAUAAAGUGGAAGGCAAAAAAGCUGCUUGAACAAAAUGGCUUCCAUAAAGCUUCAUUUUUGCUAGCAUUUUAUAACCUCCAAACAUCUCAAGAUGUGACGAUUCGUGUUUUGAUAUCGUUCGUGGUCUUCUUUCUGUCAAUAUUCGCCAGUGAUCCGUGACGUUUCCUUACAGAAGGACGGCAAGUUUUGCGGAUACUUGGAGAUCCUGUUUGCAUACGUUACUGAAGAUUCGUUCGCUGUUUUCGCUGUAUCGUUCGCUUCACAGGUGGUCAGUAAAUGUGACUCAAGAGCUGCUAAACACUUCACUGUGAGAGGACCUGAUUUUGCCUUAUAUAAACGAAAUGCUGUUUUUAACAGUCAGUGUGUUUUUCUAACCGUCUCGGAAACAUUUUAUCUCUCGUGUCUGGUUCUAGUUCGGCUGCGGUAUUCUUGUUUUGACUAUCCUGUUCAGUAUUAAAUCCUGUAUAGUUUGUAUAUGUACUGCCAAACAAGUCGAGGUUCUGUCGUGAAGAUGUCAAUCUUUUGGCUUGGGGAGAGUAAUGCUCCUUAUUCUCUGUGCUGUUUACGGGAGUUUGUGUUUGUCAUUUUCAAGUGUUCGUUCGAGCCCUGUUGCACGUUGAUCAAGUGAUGUUGUUUAUCCGAAAGGUGUUAAGGAAUCACUUAUUUGCGACUCAAAGAUGCAGUUAUGAUCUCUAUGUACAGUCCGGUGCAAACGUCUGAGACCACGUUGAAAAUGAAUGACAUGAUAAUUCUUUUGUGCAAAAGGUCAGAUUUCCUUGCUUCCAUUGAAGCACACAAGAUGCUCUUUGGAACGGUCUUAAAUCAUGCUGGGAUAACAUGAAUCAUCAGGUAUGGCACUAACUUAUGGAGUGCUACCAUUAAAGCUAAAGCGGGACGUACCAAAUGUCCAUUUUUUAAAACUUGUCAUUCAAAUUUCUAUAAUGAUAUAAAUUGUAAUGGAAAAAAGUAUUGAAAUAGAAAUGAAUGUGAAGUGGUCAUGGAUUUUGGACUCGACUCUCAAAAAAAAUAAUAUAUAUAUAUAUUGAAAAUGUAUGCCAUUGGAGGGGUGACGUUUAGCCCUUUCUGCAAUGAAUCAUGAUGUUUGUUGAUCAAAUAUGAGUCAUUUUGAUAAGGUUGUAGUUGGAUAGGUUUGGGAAAGUUAAUCUAGAUUGUUGAGGAGAAUAUCUAGAAAAAUAUGUAAUAAUAGUUACUCGCAAAACUGCAAAUCCAAUUUGUGAUUCCUGCAAACUAAAGGCAUCAAUUAAACAACAAUCUGAAAGAUUUCUAGUUGAAUACAGUUUGUGAACACUCUUAAAACUAAAGGUGCUGAAAAGGUUCGAUUCCAUAGAAGAGCCGUUUUUGGUUCCACAAAGAACCAUUCAGUCAAAGGUUCUUUAAAGAACCAUGUCUUUCUUACUUUUUUAUAAUCUGAAGAACCUUUUUUCGCCACAAAGAACCUUUUGUGAAACAGAAAGGUUCUUCAGAUGUUAAAGGUUCUUUAUGGAACCAAAAGGCUCUUCCAUAGCAUCAAAGAACCUUUUGAAGCACCUCUUUUUAAGAGUGUACUUGGGGCCAAGACAUAGCAAAGAUUUAUUAAAUGUUGAAUAAAUGUCAAAAUUAGUUAUUUUUUACAUCGAUUCAACAUUAAAACAAUUAUUUUUCACAGAUUGUGGAUUUACUGUAGUUAGACGUAACGAAACAAACUGCAAUACUCACUUUAGUCCUAAUUCUUCACAGCAUUUAUUCAGUUGUUUCACGUUUACCAUCAACGUGUUUCUCAAACAUCCAUCCUGAAUAUAGUGUAUAUAAAGCUUAUCACAGGAAUAUGACUACUGCAUGUCAAAAUGAGAAAAAAAACCUUUGGAACGAGCUUUUUGGUAUGAGGUCUUUGUUAGCUUGGCUGAUUCCAGUAAAGAUUCACUGCACAUAAAACAAUAUAGACCCCCCCAAAACAUGGUGCAUGUAUUAUUUAAUGCUAGUGGUGUCAUUUUACUGGUUUAUCACUGAUCAUGUUUAGAAACAGAAUGUAUUUAUGGGGCUCCGUGUUAUGAUGAGUGCAUUACACCAAAUGACCUGCUUGCUUGACCAAAGCACUACUGUUUUAUUUCUCUGAUCUGAUUUGUCACUGUUUUCUGGUCACGGUAGCAUUUUUUCCUGUUUUUCACGAUUGUAGCAUGUUUGAUAGUUGGGUCAUUUCCCUGGCCUCUUGCAUCUUGAGUUUCCGUUUGAAAUCCUGUCAGAAAUCUCCGAGAUAUGGCAACUUACUGACGUAUGUGCAUUUCGAAAGCGUUCAGGCCGCUGCUCCUCGCUCAUGAAACUCGGGACUGUUUUAUCUUCUGAGAAUGCCGACUGUUCAACGCCGUACAUGCAUUUUCCCCAUUGUAUCGUGAAGGUAUCCUUUGUGAACUGUUCUCUGCAUUGCACUGAAAAUCCAGAGGGAAAACUUAUUCGGAAGUGUGUUCGUGACUUCCCAAUGCAAACUGAAAAAAGGGCUCCGUCCGUUUGUUGCUUUAACACGUUCAAAACAUUGGGAGAUGUGGACAAACCGCAUGUGUUUUUUGGUCGAAUCUGUUAUCGAUGCUUAGCAUCUUGCUAACACAUGCAGCAUGCAGCCAAACUGUUUUACUGGACCGAAUUUAGCUAACAGUACAGCACUGUAUGUUGGAAUUGUUCAUUCAUGUCCUGAAUUUUUGUGUGAAAGCAAACCCCUUUAGCGUAACUUUCCCUUUAAGCCUUAGAACUGCUGAGCAGUUAGUUACCAUGUCCUCAUCCCCUCACCAUUAAUACUAAUAAGGACGUAGUUGUCUAAAUGGAAUGUAUUUCUAAUGAUAGUGACCCAUAGGGCGUAUAGCUGAUAAAUAUAUCAACCCUUACCCGUAAGUAACGUAUAGUGUAAGCAUUAACCAAGUGCCAUCGACAUCGAUUACAAAUGUUUUUAUUUUGUCGACCACCAUUUCACUUAACGCAGGUUUAAUAAGAUGAUGUAAAAAUGAACAGCUCGUAGAUGACAGAAUGUGCAUAAAGUCUUUGUGAACUUUAUGUUGCGAGCGCACGCUCGCUCUUUAUUGGAAAUAAUGGUAUAUUAGGACAUAUCAUUUGUGGUUUUCUAGAGCUUUCAUUGGGUUGGUUCUAUAAAGAUGCCCCGUUUUGUAGUCGCUUUGCUGGUGUGCUCAUCUCUUUCUGUGUCUCCUAAGUGUGGUACCGUAUUGUAGAAGGAGCUGAUUUCGUCCUUAUUGUUUUGCUGGUCCUUUUCCUUUCUCAGAAAAAUAUGCUAAUAUGGAUGUGCAUGAUGUCUCAGCUGCAUUUAUCAGAGCCUUCUUGUUAUAUCAUUUAUAUUUUGUAACCUGUAUUUCUGUACGUGUUUUUAAAAUACAUAUAUAUAUAUAUUUAAUUACAGUGUUUGUGACUUCAGUUCUGAUUCAGUGUUUCUUUCGGGUAACUGGUAACAACACUUCUCUAAACAAGAAGUUGAUCAAUUAACUAUUUCUAUCUACAUACACAGC
This is a messenger RNA of Triplophysa rosa, 5888 nucleotides long. It is a transcript of the gene crtc1b, whose product is annotated as CREB regulated transcription coactivator 1b. The transcript is spliced from 12 exons. The coding region runs from base 57 to 1799 and encodes 580 amino acids. Gene Ontology annotation, molecular function: cAMP response element binding protein binding. Gene Ontology annotation, biological process: positive regulation of transcription by RNA polymerase II; protein homotetramerization. NCBI's taxonomy places the organism in Eukaryota, Metazoa, Chordata, Actinopteri, Cypriniformes, Nemacheilidae. Gene Ontology annotation, cellular component: nucleus; cytoplasm. The record is from RefSeq and is a predicted model, not a curated record.